UUUAUCUUUUUGAUGCUUAUGAAUUUGGAUAUACUGAUAACAGUAGAUGAGAGGAUCUGCACAUGAUGAUUUAUGGUUUUUCUCGAUGGAGAGAAGUGUGGAGAAUACUUUCUGUCAUUUGGUUUUAGUAAUUUAACAAGUGGAGAAGAAAAAAAUACUUGCUCUUGUUUGCAUACAAAUUUUGGGAGAGUGGAGAGGAAUGGAGGAUAUAAACGUCACUUCAAACUCCCUAUUCUCUCUGUACAAGUGGAGGGUUUUGGAGAGAAAGAUAGAAAUAUAACGAACCUAUCUUUUCUCUUCUCUCCAAACAGAGCCUUACUUUUCUCUAUGAUUAAUGCAUCUUUGUGGAACAUAUGUAAGAAAUUUUAUUAGUGUCCUUCGGAUAUUUGCACUAAGUGUGGUUGAUUAUUUGUCCAUUGAAUGGCUAAAGACUAUAUGUUAUUAUCAUUAUUAUGAUUCAUUAAUAUUCUUGAAGAAAAUGAUUUAGCUAAAUGUUGGCCUAAAUGCUUUAGAAAAAUGCAGAUGUAACCUCUAAUUGGGCCUUUUGAACCAGUGUUACAUUCGAUUAUCGACUUAUUACCCUCUCAGUUUUCUAUCAUGGAUCUGCUAUCCUGAUUGGUAGGUGUGCAUGCAAUCAUACUUUGAUUUGAUUUCAUGAUUUAUCCAUGAAAAGUUUUCCAGACUUCAACUUGUCUCCCAUUAAUGCUGGGAACACAUUCAGUCGCAUCCUGGAGUAGGGGAAGGAGCUUAUCUAUGUUGUUAAUCAGGUAGCUCCAUGAAUGAACUAGUUUUAGAAAUUUUUCUAAUCCCAAAACAAGCUAAGUGUAUUGGUUCAACCCAUUGUUCAUUCAGGAUGUACACCUGGGUGAAAGAGUUAAGAACAAAUUAAGGGCUGCCAACGUUGCCUACAGCAAACAGCAGUAUGCCUGCUGUCAAAGUAGCACAAGUAGAAAGUUCGGCUCAGAAGGUAGAGAUCAUAGUGAGGGCAAAAGGAGAAGCAUAGAGAAGAACAAACAAGAAAUAGAAUGUAAGGAACAAAGAGGACUUGCCACCUAAAAAGACUUAUUUGUCUUGUUUUUUUAUGCAUCUACUUCGUAUGGGAACUGGACACCGUGAUCAAUAUUUGAUGCCGCUGAGCAUCAAGAGAAGAGGGAUACAGUGUUUCUCUUUUAUUCCAUUGUAACCCCUUCAUGCUUUUUUCUUCGAUCCACAUCCACAGAUGACAUUUGCACCAAGCAUAAGAUACAAAUCUAUAGGUAUUGUCUCAAACUGCAGAGUUCAUUAGUAUCUUGACUUGUUCUUUAAGAUAAUGAAUGGAUUUCAAGGAAACAUUGGAUUGAAGUAUUGAGAGUGAGAGCUUUGAUGAGAUGUUGAGGGUAUUUAGCAGAGUCAAAACAUUUGACUAUGUGCAUAACAUGUGUUUAUCAAAGGAGUCUUCUGGUCAUGUUGAGGCUUAUCAAAUCUCAAGUGUCUUAAAUCAUGUAGGAUAUUUAACUUGAUCGAAAUAUUUGACUACAUGUGUGCUUGUACCUUUGUUAGAGACAGUUCACUUGUCAAAGCAGUCUUUAUGUAACAUAUUGUGAAUAUUAGCCACAAGAUUAUUAAACUGUUUGCAAUUCUUCUAUGACAACAAUGUAUUAUCAUACAUAUAUCGAUUUAAGUGACUUGAUGAAUCUUCAUAUUGUGAAUAUUAGCCGCUAGUGAACUGACAGUAGAGAUGAAGAUUGUAGUUGUGCUUUAGUAUCCAAUCUGUGGCAUGUAAUUGGUACUUGGCAUUGCAUUUCUUAUUUAUUUCCUAAAAAGCAGUACCUGCAUUUUAUCUAUGAUGUGUGUGUGUGACAUGCUUAGGUUCCAAUGCAGUGUGAGGUAAUUGAGCUUCAAAGUAGGUAGGAGUUUUCACUAUGCCUCUUAGCAUCAAAGCAAAAUUUUAGUUAGCAGUUUCUAUAACUAAAUAUUGAUUGGCAAAUAUAUGCCUUCUGAUUCAUUUCAUUACAGUUGACAGCUAUAAGUUCCUUGGGAUGAUAGCAUGACAUGAACUUCUGCCAUUAUAUCAUCAUCAAUAUGUAGUCUUUCCUUUAUUGUAUUUUGGGGUAACUUCCAGCUGAAUUCUUAUAAUUAUGGAGGAGAGUUGCAAGGGGAUUCUUCAAUUCGCUCGUCUUAGGUUAUCUGAGGUAUGAUGUUAAUAGAUUUCUACUUAUGAAUCUCAUCACCAUAAAUAAGUUUAGUGGUCUAUCUAUGACUGUCACUGAUGCUAUCAUCUUUGAUUUGAAUUUGCUAAUCCUGGAUGCCAUAGGUUCUCAUACUGACUUGUGGAACCAAUGUCACAUUUUUCUAGUAUGUCCAAAUUUGAUUCAUUGCCUGAACUACUGAUGCAUACCAUGUAAUCUAUUCCUUUCAUGUUCAAAAUCUACUUAGCAUCACUGUGUGUGUGUGUGUGUGUGUGUGUGGUCUUCAAUGUAGUCAAUGUUUGUCUGACAAGUGUACUGUGUCAGAAAUUAGCUGUAGAAAACAAGUGUACAGAACAUUGUUUGUAGCAGGAUUCCACCAUAUGAUAAUACUAGAUGGUAUACAAACUACCAAUCACUUGAUACAGUAAUCACGGUAGCAUAGAUUGUAACUCCUUGGAAUUAUACCAUAAGUUAGAAAUAGUGUUGAUCAACUUGAAGUUAGCAUCAGUCUAAUGAAAAGCAAAUGCAACAAACAAUUUAUUGCUUUAUUGCUAUUAUGAUAAGCUUCAGAGUCAGUGAGGCCUCGAACAAGGACAAGUCCUUUUCCUAUUCUAUACUCUCCUUUAAUGGAUGGCAUGUCGUUGCCUCCCUCUAAAGCAUCGUGUGACUUGGUGUGGUUUAAUGAUGAACAUAAUACAGUGGUAUUCCUCUUCCCGAAGCAGCACGUAGUGCUCGUGCUGUCUCCAUCCUGCUUUCCCUUUCCCUUUCCCUUUCCCUUUCCCUUUCCCUGUAUAAAGCAAGUAAUAAAAGGAGGGGAGGUCACAGGACGAGCGGUGUACCAUCAGGUUGAUCUCCUGUCCACCGUCUGAUUUAUAUCAUGCGGUGCCUUCUUAAAGCAAGCGGUGCCUUGCGAUGCUGCUCCCACUGCACCACUGCCAUUGCAGCAAAAGAGACUUCUUCUGACGCACAAAGUCCUGCAGUCCGGUGGUCCAUCAGCUCACUUUGCCAUUGCCAAGAGGAGGAAAGAGAAGGCGGAGGAGAUCAAACUAUUCACGGGCCGGCCAUGGUCAUUGAGCCGCUCCAAAAAAGGUCAUAAAAGCUAAAAGUCUUCCAUCACGCCACCAUCAUAAUGUCUGAACCCUUUUGCCGCUACCAUUCAAUUCCAUUCAACUUCCCCACCUCCUCUUCUUCUUCCCUCUUCCUUCUUACACACUCCACCAGUACAACCUGGUAAAACCUCAAGUGGUGGGAAGCGGUAGCAGUAGUUAGCUCUAAGCCUACAGAUAUACCACGCCCAAGAAGACCCUGGUUGUCGCAACCGCAGAGGCCGUCGCUUCUCCGAAACCUGCCACCAAGCGGAACCUGCUCAGCUCGCUUAUGGAGGCUGCUGCCGGUCUGCAACGCUCUUCUUCCUUUAAGGAGGACUCCUACCUCGCCUCCAGCCUCAAGCCCGCCGAGAAGAAGGCCCUGCAGGAGCUCAAGCAGCUGCUCUCCGCCUCCCCGAAACCCAUCUCCAUGUGGGGCGUCCCGAUCGCCCCUGCCGCUGCCGACGAGCGGGCGGACGUGGUGCUCCUCAAGUUCCUGCGGGCCCGCGACUUCGACGUGGGGGAGGCGCACGCCAUGCUGCUGCGGUGCGCGGAGUGGCGGCGGGAGUUCGGCGCGGACGGGGUGGCGGAGGAGGAGAUGGUGGGGCUUAAGGAGGUGGAGGGCGUGGUGGCGUACAUGCAUGGCUGGGACCGGCGGGGCCACCCCGUGUGCUACAACGCCUAUGGCGUCUUCAAGGACGCUGCGGUGUACGAGCGCGUGCUGGGCGACGCCGACAAGCUGCAGCGCUUCCUCCGGUGGCGCGUCCAGGUGAUGGAGCGCGGCGUCCGCCUGCUCCACCUCCGCCCCGGCGGCGUCAACUCCAUCAUCCAGGUCACCGACCUCAAGGACAUGCCCAAACGCGAGCUCCGCGCUGCCUCCAACCACAUCCUCUCCCUCUUCCAGGACAACUACCCCGAGAUGGUCGCCAGAAAGGUGUUUAUCAACGUCCCCUGGUACUUCAGCGUGCUGUACGCGAUGAUAAGCCCGUUUCUGACGGAGAGGACGAAGAGCAAGUUCGUGAUCGCCCGAGAAGGCAAUGUGGCGGAGACGCUCUACAAGUUCAUAAGGCCGGAGUUCGUGCCGGUGCAGUACGGGGGGCUGAGCCGGCCGGGGGACCUGCAGAACGGUCCGCCCAAGCCGGCCACCGAGUUCGCCAUCAAGGGCGGAGAACAAGUAAACCUCGAAAUCGACGGCAUCGAGGGAGGAGCAACCAUAGCAUGGGACGUCGCCGUCGGGGGGUGGGACGUGGACUACGGCGCGGAGUUCGUGCCGAGCGACGAGGGGAGUUAUACGGUCGUCGUGCAGAAGACGAGGAGGAUUCCGGCGGGCGCCGAGGAGGCGGUCCACGACGCAUUCACCACCAAGGAAGCAGGGAAAAUGGUGCUGUCCAUCGACAACACCAACUCCCGGAGAAGAAAGGUGGCCGCCUACAGAUACUGCGUCCGCAAGCCACCGAUGUAGUUGCAGUUACUCGAGUUCCUCUUCCGCCUACUGCGUCAGCUUGCUUUGAUUUCGGUCGUUUACGGUAGUGUACGCAUGAGUUGGCUUCAAUCUCUCGACGUGUAUCAUAAGGAAAUGUAGCCUCUUUUGCCCAUAUAUCUUACGCAGCAUGGAAUGAAUAUUAAACA
Musa acuminata AAA Group (dessert banana) is the source of this 4882-nucleotide messenger RNA. RefSeq names its product patellin-6. Lineage: Eukaryota; Viridiplantae; Streptophyta; Magnoliopsida; Zingiberales; Musaceae. The record is from RefSeq and is a predicted model, not a curated record. Bases 3546 to 4715 code for a protein of 389 amino acids. The transcript is spliced from 7 exons. Gene Ontology annotation, molecular function: lipid binding.